Molecule: messenger RNA, 545 nt
Organism: Staurois parvus
Lineage: Eukaryota; Metazoa; Chordata; Amphibia; Anura; Ranidae
Source: the annotation of a GenBank genome assembly
AAGGGGUGGAGGACACUGGAUAGAGGCCAGUGGAGGAUUGGGAGAGAGGGGUGGAAAACACUGAAUGGAGGCCAGUGGAAGGAUUGGUUGACAGAGGUGGAGGACACUGAAAGGAGAUCAGUGGAAGGAUUGGCAGAGGGGUGGAGGACACUGGAUAAAGGCCCGUGGAGAGAUUGGCAGAGAGGGGUGGAAGAAACUGAAUGGAGCCAAGUGGGGGAGAGAUUGGACACUUGAGAGAGGUGCAGGACACUGAAUGGAGACUAGUGGAAGGAUUGGCAGAGAGUGGUGGAGAGACACUGAAUGGAGGCCAGUGAAGAGAUUGGUUGAGAGAGGUGAAGGACACUGAAUGGAGGCCAGUGGAGGGAUUGACAGAAAGGCGUGGAGAACACUCAGGGGCGUCAGGGGCGUCCUUGGGGUUGAAUGGAUCGGAUCUGUGGAGGAAUCCAGUGGAGGGAUUGGUAGAGAGGAGUGGAGGAAAUUGGAAGGAGGCCAAUUAGAAAAUUGGGGCGAGUCUGGCAGCAGGAUUCAUGAUAGAUUGAAGAGGC